Molecule: messenger RNA, 202 nt
Organism: Prorocentrum cordatum
Lineage: Eukaryota; Dinophyceae; Prorocentrales; Prorocentraceae
Source: the annotation of a GenBank genome assembly
GUCCAGCGCCGACCAGAUGCCGAGGGAGCGGAGGAAGAACGAGAACGCGCUGUUCAGCGCCAUCUUCCCGAGCAGCAGGGACAGGCUCUCCACCAUGGAGAUCAACAACAACAUCGUCGGCGCAAGCAAGUUCAGCUUCGACCAUGUAUUUCUGGGAUCAUCGGAUUUUUGGCGUCCUACAUUGCCUCCAUCGGCUUGCUUG